Molecule: messenger RNA, 1184 nt
Organism: Melampsora larici-populina 98AG31
Lineage: Eukaryota; Fungi; Basidiomycota; Pucciniomycetes; Pucciniales; Melampsoraceae
Exons: 6
Coding region: 125-1075 (316 amino acids)
Biological process (GO): TOR signaling
Cellular component (GO): cytosol
Source: RefSeq, a predicted model, not a curated record
AGCUUACAUUUUCAUUAGUUCCUACUUUUUUAGACAACCAGCCCACACUGGAUUUCGAACAAUCUAAAAUUCCCCAUAGGACAAAGAGCGAAGGUCAUCGCUAACCAUACCUUGACUUAAAAGCAUGUCAUGUGCAAUCACCCAAACUGUUAUGCCACAAUCUCAAACAACCUCAACUCAUCCUGCCAAUCCGGAAGCUGGAAAGACAGGAAUUAGGAAAUUUGAAAUCGAUGGAUGGUGCAUAGAAACCUGCAAAUUGCCGAUUUUGAAUUCUGAACAAAGCAAGACUUUCACAGAUCAACUUACAAUUCCAUUACCCGAAAUUUGUUUCGGUCAAAAUAGACUUGAAAUCACACAUUCAGCUUCAGGUUUCAAAUACAAUUUCAAUACACUUUCAGCUCUUUUACUCGUAGAUCCAACAGAAGGUUCAGAAGGUGAACAUUUAAAAGUCGCUUACGCCGAUCACUGGUCCAACUCACGUAAACCGACUGAUGCAGUGACUAAAGUCAUCAACCCUUUUGAUUGGACUUAUACCACCAAUUAUAUUGGAACAGAUGAGUCUGCGAAAAAUCUUUUCAAACGACCUGAUGACGUAGAAAAUCAUCCAGGAAUACCUCUUGCUGUCUUAUCUCGACCUGAUCCGAUUCUCUUUUUUGAUGAAGUAACACUUUUUGAAGAUGAACUACAUGAUAAUGGAAUGGCUAGUCUUCAAGUCAAAGUAAGAGUGAUGCCUAGUUGCAUUUUUGUGUUAUCCCGAUUCUUCCUGCGAGUCGAUGGUGUAAUUUUCAGAGUCUUUGAUGUAAGACUAUUUAUCGAUAUCACAAAAAAUCAAAUAAUCCGUGAAGUAAAAGGAAAAGAGAUGUCAUACAAUGAAGUCAAAAACAAACUUCCUAUCGAAAAAGCACAUGAUCUUACCCCAUUGACAGAUGCGAAUUGGGUAGGUCAUGUGAUGGGUAUGAUUCAAAAAGAUUCAAAUUUCCUUCCUCAUUCUUUGUUUUCAUCUAUACCAUCUGAGCGAAAAAGUUGGAAAUCUUUUCUUGGUACUCAACUCGAGGUUGCUAUUUUACAAUCAUGAAGGUUUGAAAUGUAUUCAUUUUUUUUGGCGAGGUGAAGAUUGAUAGGGAAGUUUGAGGAAGAAGAUGUGAUGUAAUACUACUUAACGGCAAGAGUCUGAUUGCAGUGGC